AUGCCCAGCCUCGCAGACUCCGACAGCAUGAAUGCACGGAAGAAGCUCAACAUUGAUCCACGUUGUCGCCAAAUUUCCAGCCUCGUACUCCAGUCAUGCUCGCAUAACCCGGAUUCGACUGGCGUGUUGUAUCAUAACUUUCCCGCCGGUCGGUGUUACCGCCUCCCAGCCUUGCCGUACGCCGCUCUGACCACUGACGCGGUUGGAUCUUUCUGGCAAUUUGAUGCGGAUGCAGAGCAAGCUCCCCCGAAGCGAACGCUAUUUUGGGGUUUCUGUGCUGCACAACUGAGGCUCUUGUUCACGCCGAAAAUCACCUUUCAUCGCGAAAUUCAGCGUAGGCGAGGCUUUCGAAGCGCACCGAACAUAUUGCUCAACUCCCGAAUUCCGUUGCAGGGUGUACAUUUUGGCGAUGAGAUUGGAGAGUCGACCAGUCAGGAUUAUGAAGCAAGGAUUGUGCAAUUGAACAAGUGUUUUGUGGAGAGGGGUUUUGAAAAGUGGAUUCUUCUAAGAUUCAGCAGGAUCUCGGAAGGUGUUGUGGGCUAUCAAGGAGAUUUUGUGGACGGUGGCGAGUUCCUGGAGAGUGAUAAAACCGUUUAA
Molecule: messenger RNA, 597 nt
Organism: Lindgomyces ingoldianus
Lineage: Eukaryota; Fungi; Ascomycota; Dothideomycetes; Pleosporales; Lindgomycetaceae
Exons: 6
Coding region: 1-597 (198 amino acids)
Source: RefSeq, a predicted model, not a curated record